Nyctereutes procyonoides (raccoon dog) is the source of this 3230-nucleotide messenger RNA. It is a transcript of the gene ATF7IP2, whose product is annotated as activating transcription factor 7 interacting protein 2. The coding region runs from base 55 to 2109 and encodes 684 amino acids. Gene Ontology annotation, biological process: regulation of DNA-templated transcription. Gene Ontology annotation, molecular function: transcription coregulator activity; protein binding. Gene Ontology annotation, cellular component: nucleus; transcription regulator complex. The record is from RefSeq and is a predicted model, not a curated record. Lineage: Eukaryota; Metazoa; Chordata; Mammalia; Carnivora; Canidae. The transcript is spliced from 11 exons.
CGGGGCUGCCGGCGCGGGAGGCGGCGGGCGCGGCGCCGCCCGAGGUUAUAAAAGAUGGCCAGUCCAGAUAGAAGUAAGCGCAAGGUACUAAAAGCCAAAAAAACAAUGCCUGCAAGUUGCCGGAAGCAAGUAGAGAUCCUGAAUAAGUCGAAGAAUGUCUUAGCACUGAAAACAGCAACUGGGAAUAAUGUGUCAAGUGGUAAUCAGAGUUUAAGUACUGGUGUCAUAAGUAGCAAAUAUGGACAUUCUGAAAAUGAUGCUUCCUUAUUGGACUCCAGCAAAAAUUCAGUAUGCUCAGAGAAUAGUAAAGUAUUUUCUCAGAAUGUUGUGAAACCACUAGAAAUUGUUGCUUCAGAAACAAGAUUGGAAAACUUUGAAGAGCAAGUUCUGUGCCCUUACCAAAAGUCAAGUAAAACAACAGAAUUUUCCAAGAAACUCUUUACACAAGAGGCAAAAGAGUCACAAAACACUUCUGAAAACCAUUUUGAAUGUCACACAGAUGUAACAAGAUCUUGUUUUGAACAACUUGAAGAUUAUAAUCUGAAACCCAUUUAUUGUCCAUCUAGUGUAUCUAGUGGUGUGGUUCAAAUGCCAGAAACUACAGUAAACAGUGCCUUGGAUGAUAAGAGGAUCGACAAAAUGGUUUCCUGUUUAGAAAACUCCAGUUCUGAGUCAUGUGAUAAAAGACAAGAUGACAUUUUAAGUUCAAAUACCCGUUUUGUGCCUGUUGAUAAAAUACCUAAGUUGAACAAUUCAGUCAUUUCCAGUAACUAUGCUGCUGCUAUUUUGAAAAGUGAAGAAUCCUGUAGGACCUGUCAUUCCAGCAUUUCAAGUUGUGAAAGUGUAGACUCAACACUGUUGGCAGCACUUGACACUGGUAGUAAUAACAGCCAUAAUCAAAAGAAGAGGAUCUUUUCAGAAAACAAAGAAAAUGUUAAGCGCAUGAAAACUUCAGAGCAAAUUAAUGAAAAUAUUUGUGUAACUCUGGAAAAGCAUACAGCAUUGCUGGAACAGGUCAAACAUUUGAUUCGACAGGAGAUCUAUAGUAUAAAUUACAAGCUAUUUGAUAGCAAAGUGAAAGAAUUGACCGAACGCAUUGGGAAGACACAGUGCAGGAAUAAACAUGAAGCAAUAGCUAAUCAACUCUUCGCAAAAAUAUCAAAACUUCAAAGACGUAUUAAAGCAGUAUUGCAAUGUCAAAAGAAUUUCUUGGAAACAAAUGUAUUAACCAGUAAUACAGCCUGUAAGGUUAUAAACUCAGAGACCAUGAAUUUGAAUCAGAAUCCAGAGUCAGUCAGUCCAGUUGAAAGACAGACCUCUGUGAGUUCUGAAACUUCUGACCCUUCAGAAAAAUCAAAUGAGAAGGCUAACUUAUCACGAGAUCGUGAUGAGGCUGUUUCAGAAAGUAACGAUGAUGUUAUGUUGAUUUCUCUGGAAAGUCCUAAUUUGACAACUCCAAUUACAUCAAAUCCAACAGAUACUGGAAAAACUACAUCAGGAAAUUCUAACAAUUCACUUCGUGCUGAAACAGAAGUUACGGCUGUAGAGAAGAAGAAAUUUGAUUCUGUGGUUGAUGUGACAAAAGAAGCCUUAUCAAAGUACAACAAAAAAAGUUCAGUAUCCACCCUGGAGUCACUUACAAAAGCUGCUCUGAUUGCAAAAGAGACAACCCAAGUGGCACAAAAUGCAGCCCAGGUUGUUGAGUCCUUUGAGCACUUGCCACCUCUCCCAGAGCCACCACCACUCCUGCCUGAACUGGUAGACAAAAUCCGAGACACACUUCCUCCCCAGAAGCCCGAGCUCAAAGUGAAACGGGUGCUGAGACCCAAGGGCAUUGCCCUGACUUGGAACAUCAGCAAAAUCAAUCCCAAGUGUGCUCCAGUGGAAAGCUAUCACCUCUUUCUCUGUCAUGAGAACCCCAAUCAUAAGUUGAUUUGGAAGAAAAUUGGAGAAAUUAAAGCUUUGCCACUCCCAAUGGCCUGUACUUUAUCUCAAUUUUUGGCUUCCAGCAAAUACUAUUUUACUGUCCAGUCAAAAGACAUUUUUGGGCGAUAUGGACCAUUUUGUGAUAUAAAAUCUAUCCCAGGGUUUUCUGAAAAUCUUACCUAGAAGGGAAAAGUCUCCAGUAAUUAUAUAUUGUACUACAUCGCUUUGUUUUUUUCCUAUUUGAUUUGUUGGUUUACAGUGUUCUCUAACACUAUUUGCCAUCUUAAAAGGUCAAUUCAGAUUGUGAACCCUUUGUAUGGGGACAGUCGUCUUCCCUAUGUUGUAAAUGGCCUUUCCUUUCAUGAAUUUCUGAUUUGCAUUCAGUAAGUACUUCCAAUGGAUAUGUUCUGAAAGAUACACUACCAUGCACCUGUGUCACUGAGCUGUGCCACGUACAAUACCACUGGUCACUGUGGGCUGCUGCUUACUUAUAUCGAAGCCUUAGGAUAUAAGCAGCCACAAUUUCCUCUGCCAGCAAUCCACUGUUGGCGACUUGCUUUUGUGGUCAGUGUAGGUUAGUAAAAAAAAAAAAAAUCUGCUCUUUACUGAGGCAGGAUCAGCCCUGACGUGCAUCUGACCAAGAUCUUACAAAACUGUCUUACUCUGUUUGAAAUCUAAGGGCUAUUAAUUUGCUCUCUCCCUUAUUUUUCCUUUUUGGCUAUGUCAAUCCCAUGGGGAAAGAGUCUGGAGGUUUUCUCCUAAAUCAGUUUGUAUAUUUAGGUAUAUAAUAAAAUUAGUCCAACAGUGUGUGCUGUGUACACAGAACAUGGAGGAUCUCUUGUAAAAGCAUUCUCCAGCCCACUGUUUCAGCUCCAGAAAAUGGAGUUGUCUGCCCUAGGUUUAAGGCCUUAAUUUGUUGGUUCUUCCAUGCUACUGGCUGUUCAUCUCCUGGCUGCCAUCAGUACUCGGAGAAAGUAACGCGAAGGGACCCCAAUAGAUGCAUCCCGUGCACACCUCUGUCUGAGGGCACUGUAGUGAAGCUGUGGCUAGCACAAGCCUCCUAAGAGACCCAGCGAGCAAGCAGACUGGAUAAGUGUGCGUCGAGGCCUGGUGGGAUGUUGAGAAAACAAACAUGACUGUUGGUAUGAAGAAUAGUCUGUUCGCAAGAGGUGUUCUUCCCUGAUACGGAGUUCAGUCCUCAGAGGCUCUUGAGAUUUCAAAAAUUGAAUAAGGAAUGGUUUUCUUUGGCAUUUUGUAAAUGUCUUCACAUCUUCAGUCAUAAAUAAAGCUAUUAUUUUUCAGUC